Molecule: messenger RNA, 1215 nt
Organism: Acaulospora morrowiae
Lineage: Eukaryota; Fungi; Glomeromycota; Glomeromycetes; Diversisporales; Acaulosporaceae
Source: the annotation of a GenBank genome assembly
AUGACAUCAAUGUACACCAUAAAUUAUGCGUUAAGGGCGCACAAACGGGAUCCGUUUAUCGAAUUCAUCAAAGGAAUGCUUAUGACGCCAUUCGUAUUACACGCAAAGCCAAUACCACCAAAGGAUGACCCAAGUGAGAAAGAGCAUAAUGGUGAUGAUAAGUCACAAAUGGAUGAAAACGUUGCAAGAUAUUGCGACAUAUUAUCAAGCAUCGAGGAGUUGAUUGAAGAACAUAUUAGAAAACAGAACAAGGGUGUUCCCGAUCAAUCACGACUCAAACGGCUUGUUCCUUCAAUUUCAACUUUUCACACAAGAUUGCCGUUACGCGAAUCAUUUUUGUUAGCCAAUUCCAAACAUUCAAUUGCAGCACGUCGAUUCGUGCCGCCGAGUUUCAAUGACAUCAGACGAAUACUAACCACAGCACAGAUCAUUGCAAUUGCUCCUAAACUCAAGUUAAUAACAUUCGAUGGUGAUAUGACACUAUACGAUGACGGAGAAGAUUUUGAGCAAGAUUCGAAAUCUGUCAAUCUUCUUGUGCAAUUAUUGAAAUAUGAUCUCAACGUUUGUGUGGUGACUGCUGCCGGUUAUCCAGGCGACGCAAAGCGAUAUGAAGAACGAUUGUCAGGUUUGCUAAAAGGAUUUCAAACCGCACAGUUGUCUAAAAAAUUUUGUGAACGAUUUUUCGUGUUAGGAGGAGAAUGCAAUUAUUUAUUUCAAUGUCAGGAAAAUUACCAUUUGAAGUACAUACCGGAAUCUGAGUAUCAGCCGGAGGAAAUUCUCUCGUGGCGUGAUGAUCAGAUCAAAGCAAUAUUAGAUGUAGCGCAGGAAAACCUGCAGCGUUGUGUUGAUGACAUGAAAUUACCAUGUACGGUUUUGCGCAAAAGUAGAGCGAUUGGUAUUGUUCCAAAGCCAGGAGUUAAAAUUUUUCGAGAACAGUUGGACGAAUGUGUUUUGUCCACUCAACACCGUUUGGUCAAUUAUUUAAAUUCUCCUUCCGGAAAACAACACAAAUUGCCAUUUUGUGCUUUUAAUGGAGGAAGAGAUGUUUGGGUAGACAUCGGAAAUAAACUUAUAGGUGUUCAAAUUUUGCAAAAAUAUCUUGGUGCCACUCCAGAAGAAACGUUGCACGUAGGAGAUCAGGAAAUGACUUUGCGACUCGGCGCCAAUGUUGUACAUUAUGGAUUAUCAACCCCGAAGAAACUCAAAGCGUGUUAG